ACAGUGGAAGGACUAAACGCAAGUCACGUGAUGGCACUGAUGACGGUGAUGAUCCAACCAAAUUAGUUUCUCCGUCCAACGCCAGCGUCUGCAACCAAAAAAUCAACAUCAAACUCUAAUAAAAAGGCUUCUCCGACAAAGUCACCCAAGAAGUCUGAGAAAAGAACUCCGGCAAAACGAAAGUUAACCGAUCAUUUCAAACCGAUGCAAAAAAGUGACUUAACUGAAGAGAAACAAGUAAAGAAAGAAUCAAGAGAAGAACCUGAAAAGAAAACUCCAACAAAAAAAAGUGCUAGUCCUGUAAAGGCUGUUAAGCCAGACACCCAGAAGACUCCACAGAAAGAUGAUCCAAAAGAAAGUCCAAAGAAGAAAGCGAUGUUGGUGGAGAAGAAAAAAGCAGCGCCGAAAAAGAAGCCUGCGGGAAAACCCAUUAAAGUUAAAGUUGUUGCUAAGAAACUAAGCACCGUGUCAUCAAAGGAGGGGGUCAAAGUGAGCACCACACCCAAAAAACAAACGGCAACACCCAAAAAGCAAACAGCCACACCUAAAAAGCAAACCGCCACACCUAAAAAGCAAACCGCCACACCUAAAAAGGCAAUGACCACGCCUAAAAAAGAAACCCCAAAGAAAGCGACCCCUAAGAAAGCGACCCCGCGGAAGACCAGCCCCGUGAAGAAGGGCGCCAGCAAGCCUGCCACACCCAAGAAAGCAGCCACCACACCCAAAAAGACUGCAGCGACGCCCAAGAAAACUGGAGCCACGCCCAAGAAAACACCAAAGAAGACACCACAGAAACCGGCGGCAAAGGCACUCCAGAAGAAGAAGAAGACUCCUGCAAAGAAGACCUUGUCCUUAGCAGUCAAACCCAAGAAGGCUGGGUCAAAGGCUACUCCCAAGAAGGCACCUGCUAAGACUGCAUCCAAAGCCCCAUCAGCCAAGAAAACUCCUGUUAAGAAGACUACCUCACCUACCAAAGCUGCCAAAUCUCCCACAGCAUCAAGCAAGAAGCAACUGAAGCAAGCCACACUGUUUGACAUCACCAAGAGCCAGGCAGGGAAGAGGAAACCCAUCUAUGACAAAGAUAACUCCCAUAUCCAAUAUCGGCUCUCCCAGGCUCUACCAAGCCCAAGGCAGCCACCUAUUAUAUCAAAGUUACUGAGGGCUAAGAAACUGAACGAGAAGGUAGCCUAUGGGAAGCUACUGCGGAAAGCAGCUAAGAUCCUCUCAGAGAAAGAAUGCAAGAACCUUAGACCAGAGAUCAAAGAUGACGUGUGGCAGAAGUUCUCUGAAGGCCAGGCUAGGACCAGAUGGAAGCAAAUGACUCCAGAAGAACGUAAGAAGGAGCUGGAUGCCAAGAAAGAGGAGAGAAAGAAGAAGAGAUCGGAGGAGCGAGAAAAGAAGAUGGGAGAGGAGAGGAAGCUUAAGAUGGAAAAAGCAAAGCGUUUUGAGGACCAAGACUUGGACCUCUUACCUCUCCCGGUCCCUAAACCUGUUCCAAUGCCGGAUGGUCUACCUAACUCUCUUUUUGGAGACGUAGCAAUGGUGGUGGAAUUUCUUGACUGUUUCAACGGACUACUGAUGCCCAACGAUCCUUAUCCAGUAACAGCAGAUUCUCUGAUGAAAGCUCUUGUUUGUGGCAAGGAAGGCUUUGCAUACCUGGCCAGGGUACUGGUCAUUCUCCUCAAGACAUUACUGCAGGACAAGAUUGCUGAG
Strongylocentrotus purpuratus (purple sea urchin) is the source of this 1713-nucleotide messenger RNA. It is a transcript of the gene baz1b, whose product is annotated as tyrosine-protein kinase BAZ1B-like. Gene Ontology annotation, molecular function: protein binding; histone H2AXY142 kinase activity. Gene Ontology annotation, cellular component: WICH complex. NCBI's taxonomy places the organism in Eukaryota, Metazoa, Echinodermata, Echinoidea, Camarodonta, Strongylocentrotidae. The record is from RefSeq and is a predicted model, not a curated record. Gene Ontology annotation, biological process: chromatin remodeling.